This is a messenger RNA of Pogona vitticeps (central bearded dragon), 4487 nucleotides long. NCBI's taxonomy places the organism in Eukaryota, Metazoa, Chordata, Lepidosauria, Squamata, Agamidae. The record is from RefSeq and is a predicted model, not a curated record.
CCUGAGAGGCAGUGCAUGUGUGAUAACACAGGUGAUGGACAGAACUUGGUGACAGAAGACGUGACCGUCAUCGAAGGCGAUGUGGCCACCAUCAGCUGCAGAGUCAAAAACAGCGACGACUCCGUGAUUCAGCUCUUGAAUCCCAACAGACAGACGAUUUAUUUCAGAGAUUUCCGGCCUCUGAAAGACAGCAGGUUUCAGUUGGUGAAUUUCUCCAGCAGUGAGCUGAGAGUGUCGCUCACCAACGUCUCCAUUUCGGAUGAAGGAAGGUACUUUUGCCAACUGUACACGGACCCCCCGCAGGAAUACUACAUGACGAUCACGGUUCUCGUGCCCCCUCGCAACCUGAGGAUCGAGUACCAGAAGGAGACGGCAUUGGAAGGAGAGGAGAUCGAGCUGAACUGCACGGCCAUGGCCAGCCGACCGGUGACGACGAUCAGAUGGUUCAAAGGCAGCAAGCCGCUCCUUGCCGGCAAAACCGAAGUGGAGCAGUGGUCAGACAUGUACACGGUGACCAGCCAGCUUUCGUUGAAGGUCAAGCGGGAGGACGAUGGCGUUCCUGUGGUCUGCCAGGCCGACCAUCCUGCUGUCAAAGACAUGCAAGCCAAGUACUACCUAGAAGUGCUGUAUAAACCCGAAGUCCAAGUUCUCCAGAAUUCCCCGGGGCAGCCGCUCACGAGAGAAGGAGACCUCUUAGAUCUUCUGUGCCAAGUGAAGGGGAAACCAGAGCCCGUAGACGUGACGUGGCUAAGAGUGGAUGACGAGAUGCCUCAGCACGUCAUCGUGUCAGGUUCAAACCUCCACAUUGACAGCCUCAACAAAAGCGAUAACGGCACGUACCGCUGCGAGGCGUCAAACGAAGUGGGGACGUCGUUUUCUGAUUACACACUUUAUGUAUACGAUCCCCCCACAACUCUCCCUCCACCCACAACAACCACCACCACUAUCAUCCUUUCUGCCACCACUGCCACAGACACAACGGCAACGACAGAACUGGCGGUUCACGGCUUUACUCAGUUGCCCAGUUCUGCCGAAGAUCUGGAUUAUGGGGACAUCUCAGAUUCUCGGGCGGGCGAGGAGAGUGCCAUCACGGCCGUGGACCACGCUGUGAUCGGCGGAGUCGUGGCUGUGGUCGUCUUUGCGAUGCUCUGCCUCCUUAUCAUCCUGGGGCGAUACUUUGCAAGACACAAAGGGACCUACUUCACUCACGAAGCCAAAGGAGCCGACGACGCGGCUGACGCAGACACCGCCAUCAUCAAUGCCGAGGGAGGACAGAACAACUCGGAAGAGAAGAAGGAAUACUUCAUCUAGGUCUCUCUCUCUCUCCCUCCCUCUUGGUUUCCCCCGAGGUGUCCCACUGUGGACAGAUCCUGGCCCUGUGUAGAAGAUAAAAGACAGUGAUCUUGGAAGUUGCUCUACCAGCUUAUGGCUCUUUUGAUUUGUCUCUUUCGGUCUUUCCCCCCUUUAUUUCUCUUCCCUUCCUGUGCUGCUUAGUUUGAAUUUUUCUUUUCAAAUGAAUGGCUGGCAAAAUGUGUGGGAGAAUCUCGGAGUCCACUCUGUUCAAAGUCCACUCUGCUCUCCAGACAAACUCCAUUCCUUUGGGUUUUUAAUUCUCUGGCCAAGUCCAGCUUGGAUUUAGUUCCGUUCCAUCGUUGGCAGAAAAUUCUGUGCCUUGUUUGAUUCCUUGUUUCGUUGGAGGGAAGGGAGGAGGGAAGGGGUAGAAAGCCUGCUUCUUAAUUUUUAUUUUAUUCUAUGGUUUUCCUUCCUAGCCUCUCUUGGCAUCGCCUGCUGGGAUCCCUUCCAAAUAGAUUUCGUUUCUUUUCUUCUCCUUCCCCGACCCCUUAAGUGUUUUAUCUUCUUUCUUUAAAAAAAAUGACUCCUGGGAUUUUUUUUAGUUAUUAUUCUUAUUGCUGUUGUUUGAAACUGUGUCAUCAAAGGAGAACCAGCACACCUUAGAUUUCAUUGUUUGCAAUUCCGUGUAGUCACGAUCCAUUUGAUUUCCUUGUCAUGGAAGCUUGGAACUUCUUUAGGAGAACGGUGUGCGGCUGCCACGCAGGUCUCCGGGAAAGCGGCCGGAGGGGCCGAACCCUGGCAAUCGCCUCUCGCUUUCCGCUGAGUCUCAGAAGUGUGGUGACGAGUUCCCUGCGAGUAAAGCAUGGCCUCCCCUGGCUGGCCUCCCCCCAGAGGAACCGAGCCUGCUUCUGUCCCGUGUCUGUAGAACUCUUUGGCGCAAAGGGCAUCUCGUCUCGUCUGGACAGGGACAGACGCGAGGUGUCCAGAGCACCAUCCUGCUACUUGACCCUGAAGAGCCGUGACCGCGGAGGGCCGAUCCCACUGGGCCAGGAGGCACUUGUGAGGCAUCGCAGGAGGCAAAGUGGGAGGGAAAUUUUAAACAUAUAUGAAGUUCUGCUACCCUGAUCUCUGUCCUUAACGAUCCCAUCAUCGGCGGCUCCUGAUCGGCCUCGCCCGUUGCUGUAAUUUUCUGCCCACAAGAAGAAAAUGAUAAGUAUCUCCGUGAUGUGAAAAGAAUGUGAAUCGGCCAACGUGUUUCCUCACUGUUACCAUUAUUCUUGUCGUUUGCUGUUGUUAAUUCUCACUGCCUUCCUGGUCUAUUCCCUUUUUCUGUUUUGUACUUGGUUAAAGAGGGCAAGAAAAGAGAGAGAAGGAGGGGGAGCGGGAUGAUUGCAAGCCAGCAGGUCCUGUACAUUGCAGAUCUUUCUUGUGCUGAGGAAUCCAGCGGGGGACGGUGUGAAACUUUUCCAUUCCUUCAGAUUUGACUCGACAAAAGGCAGGAGGGGAGAAAAGAAGCGCAGGGCUUCUGGUCAUGUUGGACGGCCCCGCGUUGCUGCUCCGGAAAGGUCAGAGCAGAGGUGGAGAAAUCAGCAGGAUGAUUUUUCAGUUGCUUAAUCCAACACUCAAACACAGUGUGUGUGUGUGUGUGUGUGCGUGUGUGCGCGUGUGUGUGUGUGUGUGUGUACGUGUACGUGAGAGAGAGAAAGGUUGCUUUCUUUGUCCCCCCCUGGCUCUGUACCUGCUGAACACAGCGCCCCUCCUUGGCCCCCUUCCUCAGCCUUAAGAGCCAUCGGCCAAUACAUCGCUGGUCCUUGCAGCAGGUAAGGUAGUAAUGGUGAAGAGAUCACUCAGAAUAAGUUUUGAGUUCAGAUUCUGAAGCCUUGGGGGACCAAAACGCCAACAGCGGUGAAGCAACCUUUUUUACUUUCCGGGAGAGGGAAGCAUGAGCGUUUCCCUCUUUAAAAGGGUAGGAGGAGGCAGAGAAGGGCAACCGUUUAGAAGCCUUGUCCCCCCCCCAAAAAAAAAGAAAAGAGAAAGACUCCAUUGGAUGAAUGGGAAUAAGGAAAGGAAGGUUCCAGCGGGAACAGUUCACACGGGGAAGACAGAGUGAACUCCGGGGAAGACAGAGUGAACCCCGGGGAAGACAGAGUGAACCCCAGGGAAGCACUUAAGUUUUUACGGCUGUCGUGCUACAUACUUGCACAGGUUUUAUUUGGGCGGUGGGUGGGGCCGGGAGGGGGAGAAUGUCAUCUCUAAAUGUCAACAGUUUGUUUGUUUGCUUGGUUUCUUUCUUUCUUUUAAGAAGAAAGCUUUUAAAAAGAUAUAUAUAUUUAUUUUUUAAAUUAUUGGCAGAAUGAUUUAGAUGCUACAUUUCCGCAACUGAUCUGGCACACAACACUCAAGUCUCUUCCCCCCCCCCCGCUCCCCUUUCUGGUACGACAUUUUCCUUUUUCCUUUUGUUUCCCCCUAUUUUUCUGCUGGGAACCCAUACGAGCCCAAAAGCACGCUUGUGGGAACCCUUUCCACCACCCAGAUUUCUUCCUGCAAAGUUUUGUCACUGGCGAACUCUUCUUCCUCAGCAGGCCAACCACCCACACCCGGAGGAGCAAAGAAAGCUAGGGGAAAGAUGGUGGGGGAGAGCGGGAGGUGGAGGGGGGGCCUUUUCUUUCCUACACGUUGGUCACAGAAACCGGCACCCCCCAGGUGUCGAGGAGCUCAUAUUUGUUUUUGAAAAGUGUGCAGUAGUGCUGUGUUCCCAAUGUAACUUUGACUUAAUAAUGUUGACAUGUCUCAGGUUCAUGUGUUUUUUGAUUGGUGUUUUCCGUCUCAGGUAGAUUGCAAAAAAACAAACAAAACAAAAACAACCACCACCACAACAAAAAGAUUAUUUUGGCCCCACACGUUGGCAGAGAACACAACGAGCCACUGUGACAGGAAAAUUGAAGGGUUUUUUUAGUUGUCUAUCCAGACGAUAGGAACUUCCUCUUUCUGCAAGUAUUCCCGUGCGCUGUUUGAAAUGUAUUGUUAGGUAUUGAUUUGUACAGGUUUAGAGGACAAGGGUUUCGUUACAGAGCGGAGAAAGAACAACCUUGUUGCAUGGGGGUUUUAUGGUUUCUGGGUUUUUAACUUUUGCUUUGCUUUUUUAAGGCGACAACAGAAAGAAUCGUUGAGAAGGAAUAUGGAGGGUAGAGAAC